Messenger RNA from Branchiostoma floridae (Florida lancelet), 5657 nucleotides. Its product is annotated as CCR4-NOT transcription complex subunit 4-like. NCBI's taxonomy places the organism in Eukaryota, Metazoa, Chordata, Leptocardii, Amphioxiformes, Branchiostomatidae. Gene Ontology annotation, molecular function: RNA binding; metal ion binding; ubiquitin-protein transferase activity. The record is from RefSeq and is a predicted model, not a curated record. Gene Ontology annotation, biological process: protein ubiquitination. Gene Ontology annotation, cellular component: CCR4-NOT complex.
CAUGCGCUCGUAAUCACGAAGCUGUCGAUCCAAAAUGGCGCUGUGACAAAAAUUUGAAACGACGGAUUUUCUGUCAUAUUGACCGAAAAACAGCGAAUAUCACCAACCUCUGCCAACGUAGACCGACGAUUUUCCACAAGCCCACACUCCCAAGCACGUUAUUCUGCUGGCAUCGCAUCCGCACGGACGAGAACGGGCUCUGCCCCGCUUGCAGGAAGCAAUACCCCGAGGACCCUGCGGAGUUCAAGCCCCUGUCACAGGAGGAACUGCAGAGGAUAAAGAACGAGCGAAAACAGAAGGAUCUGGCCAGGAAACAGAAGAUCUCCGAGAGCAGGAAACACCUGGCCAACGUCAGGGUGGUGCAGAAGAACCUCGUCUUCGUGGUCGGGCUGUCUCCAAGACUCGCAGAUCCAGAGGUACUGAAGAAACAUGAGUACUUUGGGAAGUUUGGGAAGAUCCACAAAGUGGUCAUCAACAACAACACAUCAUAUGCAGGUGCUCAGGGUCCUAGUGCAAGUGCGUAUGUCACGUUUGUCCGUUCGGAGGACGCGUUGCGGGCGAUACAGACGGUCAACAACGCGCACGUGGACGGGAGAACGCUGAAGGCUUCGCUGGGGACGACAAAGUACUGCAGCCACUUCCUGAAGGGUGCGCAGUGUCAGAAACCGGACUGCAUGUACCUACACGAGCUGGGGGACGAGGCUGCCAGCUUCACCAAAGAAGACAUGCAGAUGGGAAAACAUCAGGAGUACGAACAGAAGUUACUGGAGGAUCUGUACAGGAGUCAGUCAGGCCAGCUCGGUACGGCCACUCCCGCAGCAACACCAUCAGUCGAGAAAAACAGAUUAAACAACACAGAGAAAAGUAAAGCCAACGCAACGGCCCUCCCUAGGAAAAUAUCCCCCUCCCCUCCCACGGUACAACCCACGAAAGGCGGACCCGCAAAAGAUCCCUGGCCAACGUUACAACAGACCAACAAACCCAACGACAGAGUCAUAGGCAGCAGUGCAAAUGGAAUAGGCGGGGGGCAGCAAGCAGCCAAUCAGAAACCUCCAGACAUCCUCAGACUCCAGUCCGACAGCCAAUCAAACGACCCGUUCCACAGCAACUCCAAAGAGAUUUUACCCCCCUCCUCCACCUCCCCCCUCACACCCCCCAAGCUGGGAAGCCCCACACAGAAUUCUACACAUUUCAAGAAUCCGUUUGAAAUCGGCGACCUCUCGCAGUCCCUGUUCUCUCACAACGACUUCCGCAGAAUAUCGGCGGUGCCUCCCCAGCCGCCCCAGGCCGUGGUGCCACCACACAUCCCGCCCAUCGAGCCCCCUGCCGACCAGCAAGGCCUCGGUCUCUCCAACGACAGUCUUCCAGUGGAAAGCACGGACACUGAUUGGCAGGCCGCCUUCGGGUUUGGAACAUCGAGCAAACAGGAGGACGACCUGGGAUUCGACCCUUGGGAUGAAUCCGCGAAGGCGCUGGCGGAUCUCAUGGAGAAAGAGCUGAAAACGGAGGCUGGCGGCGGCAGGGACGAAUUCUCCCGCGGCAGGGACGCGCUGCACCAGUCGAUGCCAAACCAUUUUCAGCAGCACUACAACAACCCUUCACAGUUGCCGCCGGCAACGUCCCAGCUCCCGCCCCGUUACCAGGCCAACCAGGCCCCGCCCUUCAACAGCAUGGCGGGCUCCAGAAUGCCAUUCAUGGGGAACUUCGCUCCGGAGGCCUCGGCGCAGAACAGCGCGCCUUGGAUGCAGUAUCCGCAACCAGGCCUGCCCGGAUUCAACCCAGGGUUUUUCGAUAACUUCGGGAACGUUAACGGUCCCACGCUGGUUAGACCCCCGGGGUUCGGACUGUCGCGGGAUAAUGCUUCGAUGAACUCGGACAUUGAUAUGAAAGACUGGCAGGAGGGUUUGAGAUCGUUGCUGCCAAACAUAAAUAUCCACUUUGGUCCACCGAUGCCGCCACAGGGUAGCAAUUCACCUCCGCUUCCCCACCUCCAACCACAACAACACAACCUUCUCCCCUCACAUAAAUGGCCACCAUCACAGUUGCAAAGACAGCCCAUGCCCCCACCCCAACAACAACAGCCCCCACCCCAACAACAACAACAGCCACCACCACAACAACAGUCAGUUUCACAGCAGCCUCCGUUUUGGUUACCCGACCCGGCCAUCAUCACGUGCACUCCAACCAACCCCUCCAACUCCGUAGAAAACAGCACCGGCUUGUCAGAAAGUCCGCCACACUGGAUGAAGUCCCUACAGGCGCUCACAGAAAUGGAUUCGCCCACAACGCCACACACACCCUUCAUGGCACAACAACAACAACAACAACAACAACAGCAGCAGCAGCAGCCACACUUUCCAUUCAGAGGUCCCACAUGGCCAACACAAGCUCCCCCGCCAGGAUUCCAGCCACAGAACAGACCACCAGCCAAGCCCACAGAAGUACCGCAGACCAGCUCAUUGGACUCACACUGACAACAGAACAGUUGCUGUCCUCACACACACCAUUCUUCCUACCUACAUACAUCUGCAUGAUUUCAGUUUUCGCUACCAUGGAAUGAAUUCUACGGAGGAAGGUAACAUGAGCUUCGUCUGCAUGAUCAUCACGUUUCGCUGCCUACAAAACCUGCAUGUUGUGACAGACUAUGUUCCUUGUGCUGCGGAAAAGAAGGGUUUGUGAACCGUUGUGGAAAAACGAGACAGAGAGAGAGAGAGACUUUUCAGCCAGUUUAUGGAUGAAAAACAUGAACCUAUCCAACCCAAGGACUGGAUUAAACCUUUUCCCCAAUGCUGCUUCUGUGUUAUGUGGAAAAAAAAACAGCAACAAAAGAAGUACAUGUUACAAUAAGUUGGGACUCAUCUUCUUUUAGGUCUGUAUGUAGUGCAUUUUUCACUGUACUGCUAGGGGCAGUAUCCUCAAUUAACUGUGCAUCUCUGUGGUUAACUGCAUUUCUGUAAACUGUGAUUUCAAGAUACUGUAAGCUUGCACCUCUGUACCAAUAUGCCUUUCUGAUAAAUGGAUGCUAUGGAAUGCUCCAUUCCUAUAUUGAGGCUGUCUUCACAUGUCUUCAUUUGGUCAGAAACCAUAAAACCACAAAUUGCCAAAAAUGAAAGCAUCUUUCAUUUUGCAGUUACCAUCCGGUUUUCAAACAAAAUGAAACAUACUGCCUGUUCAUACAAGGUGCAGAUCAAUUACCAAAAGUAUGUUAGUUUUUUUAUUUCAAAUUUGUGCUCAUUGUAGAAGAUGAGGCGAAUUUGACUCUUACUUUGUGUCCUUGCGUACUGUACAAGUUUCUUAUCGUUCCGAAUUUGAUGUCCCCUCAAAAUUACGAAAAAGGCAUACUGGUGUUAUGAGGUUCAUGUCUGGUUAGGAAAAACACAGGGUAGAUGCUGCUUAUUUGAUCAGAACUUACAGAACACUAUGCAAAUGCACCGUACCUUGUCUUACUACACUGUAUAUUCAAGAUGAGCAAAUUUAUUACUAUAAUAUUAGGUUUACUGUGAGUGGAGUUUUGAGGUUUUAGAAAAUGUCGUUAUCAGCCGUUCUUUGCAAUGAAUUGAAAUAGACAUCAGCAUGAUCUAUUGUUUGGACAAGAAUGGAGUAUACUGAACAGGUUCAAAUUGUGCUGCAGAUGCAGUAGGUAGAAGUGUGAUUUGGGGAAGGGAAGCAGGCAGGCAAAAUCUAUAUUUCAUUGUGAAGAAAACCAUCUAUUGUAAUACCACAAUUUAUAGACAGAAAAUGAUGGACUACCCUUGAUGAUCGAGUAAGUACGUUUUUCAAACAGAUGACACGAUACUUUGUUACAAGUUCGAGAAAGGUUUUUAAUUUUCCAGUUAUGCUGAGAUACAAGUCAAGUGGGAAAUAAUGGACAGUAAAGAAGAAUGUCAGUCUUGGUCCCUGUAAAGUUUCUCAAUGAAUUUUCUGUGGGCACUAUUGGGUUCCCAAAUACUGUGUUAAACUCCACUCACAGUAAAUGUUUAUAGAUGAAUUUGCAUAUCUUGAGUGCACUGCUGGUAUAAAGUCAUGUUUAGAGUUUUGUAACAGAAACUGGAACACUUUCUGUAUGGUGUUUAACUCCGAUUGGUCACUUUUUCAACAUUUGGUUUUUAAAACUUUGUCUUAAAAGUUGCAACAUCUCAAAAGUUCUGUCCAAAAAGUUUAUUUCAUCUUUUUCAAGAAUAUCUUAAGAUUACCAUCCCUUCUUCUAAGGAGUGCAAUUGAAUUUAUAUCAGCAUCAUGUAAUCUCUUCUUUGACUAAUCUGUUUCAUAGAAAAAAUGUAGUUGCCAUGGCAGAAUAGUUUGGCCAAUCAGAGUGCACUUUGACAUUGGUUGCCUUGACAACAUGUUCUGACCAAUCAAAGUGCAAGCUGAAGAUCACCCGAUAAGAUGCCAUGGCGACAUGAGUAAUACAUUGCAAAACAAGUGGACACAGGAUCCAAAAAUUUGUAGGUUGAAUCUAAAGUCUUUGUUCUGUUGAAAUGAAGGACAAUCCCUGUAGCUGCAGCUUUCAUAUUGGUUGUGAAGUAAUGUCACGAACAAACUAUGGUCUUAGCAAGGUUUUGCCUAUUGGUUUUCUACUUUUAGUACUGUAUAUGUAAUCACUUUGAUUGUGGCACUCAAUGUGAAAUGUAGUAGUAUAGUAUGCAGAACAUUACAGUGCACACUCAAUUCAAGGACCACAAGUGAUGGUGGAUGUUGCCUUAGAGCUAUUCCUCUUGGCUGCGAGGAACAUUUCUGUAAGACAAAGGCAUCAUUCUCAAGUCAAGAAUAUAUCCUCAUUUCACAUAUGGUGGUAGGCCCUGAUGUUGAGUGCACACUGUAUGGCUUAGACUUGGAGUCCUCUGUAAGGGCAUGGGCACAUGUACACUUGUUGGAUAAGCCAACAUUUUUCUAUACUGGUAGUGAGUGUCUAUUCUUUACUAGAUCCAAUGUAGUUACCUACCACUUGCAUGUGGUGUGUGAAAGAAAAGAACAAAAACACUUGCUUCGUAGUCAUUGUAGUGUUGAGAGGAAGGCAUAUACUCUGAUUUCAUGCACGGCAGUACUUUAGUCAGGCCUUCUGAUUAAUGCAUAGAGAAAAAAUGUUUGUGCAAAAACCGAAAAGAAAACUUUUUAAGAAUCAUCGUCAUCCAUUAGCAGUUGUAUCUCACGCUGAUCUACCACUUCAUACCAUACUGCUAAGGAUUGUUAUUUGUUUGUAUCGUAUACAUAGAAAAGACAAAGUAUGUAUUUAAUGUUACAAUAACUAUUAUAGAUAUAAAUGCGUUAGUAGUCCAGGAUUCCACUACCUUAGUGAGCAUCGUUUAGAAAGAAACUGUAUGUUGGUAAUAGUGUCCGAAGUGUGCUGUAUAGCUACUAGGUAACUUCCUUAAUAUUUAGGUGCCCCUGCCUUGCUUGAAAGGACUCUUAGUCUUACUGCAUUCUUGAAAUAUGUUCUUGUAGCAUUGUUUCUCAUCCUUUGUAUGCUUUAAGGUUUACUCUUAUUUCCUGGCAGCUGCCAAACGAUUCAAGCCAUGUCCCAAAAGUUGAAUAGCAAAAAAACGGCAGAAAAAUGUACAACAGAAGCAAAGAAGGUUCUUUCCUGUCCUUGGGUUGGAUUGGGAAAAGUAAUGACAUGUAAGAACGUAUUGAGAAUAAAGAAACAAAUGGUUACCUGA